AUGGGUGUCAUUAAUGUUGAUCCAGCUCUGAUGCCCAAUGCGGCUCAGAGACCAGCCAGUGAACGGGCUUUCAAUGGCAGCACGCCUUUCUUCCAGCCAGCUUCGGACAACAAUCCAAUAGACAUGAUCUCUCCAGAUCUCGUGUCUUUUCCGAAUACCAGCCCCAAUGCCGGCGCUGAGUUCAACCAUUCUAUGAUGGGAUUCGACGGGUUUCUGCCAGGUGAUUUCAAUUUCAUGCCCUACGACCCGGCCCCGAGAAUUGUUGGCGGUGUGGACUGGCUUAAUCUAGAUCUCGACUCCCCUGUAAACGGGGGUCUUCAAGCUCACUACCAGAAUGGAGCUACGAUGAAUUCAAUGUUCUUCCAACCAUCAAUUCCAAUCGAGCCACAAGACGCGUUGCAGAACAAAAACCAUCACCAAGCCUCAUCUGCACAAUUAAUGCCAAUCCGAAACCAAGAAUCCAAAGGCAUGUUGACCGAAUCGUCCGAGUCGCGAACCGCUACUCAUCAAUGGCCCUUUGACCACACGCGGAAUCCUGAAUCACAGCGAUACAGGCUUCCCCCUCUUCGGGAUAUUUUGCAAGGCACUGUUUCUUCGAGUGAAUCUAAUAACGGGACCACUAUCAAAAGCCUCAUCCAGUUGCUAUCGUCGCCAUACUUACCAGAGAAAGAUCUCUCUCACGACCCGAGCAUGAAAUCUGCCAUGGAGUUGCUGAAAAAUUCCCUGGAUUUGUACUUUGCCGAGUUCCACAAUAUUUUGCCUCUGGUACACGUCGCUACCUUUCAAAUGACCAAGGUUCCUACUGUCACAUUGGCGGCCAUGGCUUGUAUUGGAGCCAUGUACUCAGACGAUCAGCAUGGGACAGAACAGUCGUGGUCUUUGAGUGAGAUGUGUGGUCAGAUGAUUGCUUGGCUAGGCGUGGGAGAUAGCACUCGGUUUUACAAUUCACCCUAUCUCAUAGCUUGCUGUCUUCACCAGAUAUAUUCUCUUGGCUCCGGCAAUAUGAGGCUCUAUGCCAAUGCAGAUUGUUCAAGGGGCAUAUUGAUGGGUUGCCUCCGUGGGAUGGGUUUGUUAAAGUCUCGUAUCAGCACCGAGGUUGAGUGGGAGGACUUUAAAAGUCCACUACCCAACGAGAAUGCAACGACCGAGUGGCUGAGAUGGAAGGACCAGGAGCAAGAGAAGCGGAUUGCUUGGUCUUCUUUCGAAUAUGACUGCACUUUGUGCACGCUGACAUCGCGCCGAGGGGCUGCUGAUUUGCAGGAGCUUCCGGCCUUUUUGCCCUGCGCCGAGCCCUUGUGGGAUGCGAGGUCGCCUCAAGCUUGGGCGGCGCUUUAUUCUCGACUUACUCCAACUGCCCGGGGAGCAGCGACCGCCAAAGUGCUUCGUAACCUUCUGGCUGGCAAGGGUAUCCCCGAGGACCUGCCGGCAUGGGGCAAGAGGCUGUGCGCUCAGAGUAUUGGCCGACUUCUUUGGGACAUCAAGCAGCUGGAUAUCAUGGCGACGACUGAAUAUCUGAAGCUCCCUUCUCUAGCUGCGGCUCAGAGACAGACUAAAAGCACUCUACUCCAAGGACUCAAUGCGCUUUGCGAGUCCAUGUAUGCUCUGUCUUCUACAGCCGAUCUCAUCCAUUACAAUCUUACUGCGCUCAUCUGUCAUUACUCCCACUUGUAUAGCGCCGACGAAGCUAUGGACCUUAUUGUCCAUAUUUUCCGCUCUUCUGCUUCGCAGUCAAGAGAAUUAGAUCAGAGCCUUGUGUCGGCCAAGCGACGCCUUCGCUCAAUGCUUGUGAAAAAUCCCACAAAGGCUCGUAACCUGGCCUGGCAUGCUGCUCAGAUCAUUGCUGUGGCAAAUGAAUACCUGGUCUCUGCGCCUUGUGAGAUCAUGCGAACUUUUAUGGGUUACAUCUUCAUCCUUGCCUUCGCUAAAUUCGGGCCACAACCCUGCUCGGACCCCGGCUACGCUUCAUGCCCAGUCCGACUCGAUUUGCCGAAUCGGAUUGAGGGUCAAAGGACCGCAAUUGCAACCUGGAUCGAGAACGGAGGGCCCGCAAGCAUUGGUGCUGUCGAAAACAUCUACAGCACUGGCAGCCUCGAAGCAAUAAGCCAGGAAGCCCAAGCCAUGCUACGGAAAAUGCGGUUCUGGAAGCUAUCCAACAAAUUCAGCAGGAUACUUGAAAGCUUUGACUUUGAAUGUGAUUAG
This is a messenger RNA of Fonsecaea multimorphosa CBS 102226, 2199 nucleotides long. RefSeq lists its product as uncharacterized. The transcript has 3 exons. Gene Ontology annotation, biological process: regulation of transcription by RNA polymerase II; DNA-templated transcription. The record is from RefSeq and is a predicted model, not a curated record. Gene Ontology annotation, cellular component: chromatin. NCBI's taxonomy places the organism in Eukaryota, Fungi, Ascomycota, Eurotiomycetes, Chaetothyriales, Herpotrichiellaceae. The coding region runs from base 1 to 2199 and encodes 732 amino acids. Gene Ontology annotation, molecular function: zinc ion binding; RNA polymerase II cis-regulatory region sequence-specific DNA binding; DNA-binding transcription factor activity, RNA polymerase II-specific.